UCGAACGAACCCGACGACGGACUUCGGCGGUUUGGCAGGUGGGUGCAUGUUGAGCUUUCCGAAAUGAGCCGGGACCGCCAUCGGAAGCGCCGUGAAGAAGCGCGUAUAGACUUUCUAUACCGACGUGACGAAAGCCGGGCUCGGCGACGAGAAGCCGCCACGGCCACGAGGGCUAGUGCUUGCAAGCUUGAUAGAAUUGACUAUAGAAUAAUAACAUAUUAGAACCACACUGCAACUGCUGCACUUGUUUUUUGGUCUGUGCCAUAUUGAGUUGGGUGGAGCCUUCGAAAGUCUCUAAACUCGAGAUUCAUAUCCAUAUCCACCUAUAUCCUCUGUUCUGCCGUCUGAGGUUUGAGAUCUUUUUGGCUCUUGGGCUGCAGGGCACUCAGCGACGUGCUUCUUUUUGCUGCCGCAAUUCACAACAACCGAUGACACACCUGUUGAAAGGAGACGUCUGAGACCGUCUGUGGCUUUUUGUUACAAAUCAAUACAAAUCAGAUCCAGUCGAUGGAGCUUCGCACGGGCCUUUUUUUGAGUCGUCUCAACCCGGACCCGUGUGACUCCACAGCUGCCUGCAGCAACUUCGAAAGGCUUCUCGACAUUCGGCUCAGACGUCACAAAGACUGCACAGCUGAAGACUCCCCGGUCCAGUCUGACCCAGAUCCAGUCUUCCGGCCCUGAAGAACUGACAAUGACGUCAAUGAGGUCUUUGACCACUAUAGGGACUUGCUUCAGCCGCUGUGUGCGGAGCGAUGUACAUUCAGCCUGAAACAGCGUCCGAUCCCCUGAAACCGAUGAAAACAAGCUGCGGAAUCCCCGCGGGGGGUUUGGCCGAGAAGCAUGGCAAUGCGAAGACCUCUGAGGAGCUGAGGCUUUGCAAGAUUGGUGGUUGUUGUGGAGCCUCGACUCCAUCACUCCAGCGUGAGGAGAUCCUUGCAAGAAUGGCUGCUAUUCCGCAUUGGACCUUGGCUCCGGACGGUACCCGCAUCAGCCUUUGCCUCGUGGCGAAAAACUGGGGCGCAGCAAUGAAGUUCCUGAACCAGGUGGGGGAGCUGGCUGAAGCUGAAGGCCACCAUCCUGAUCUUCAUCUCACCUCCUAUCGCACCGUUCAGGUGGAUCUCUUUACGCACGCCAUCGGCGGCCUCUCGUUGCCAGACUUUGUGCUCGCUGCGAAGAUUGAUGCCAUUGAGCUACGGAGCUCUGUUUUGCGCUGUGAAGACCACAGCAUGAGAGAGAAGACCAAGCGCGCAGCAAGAUGGCUCAUUUCAGUGUUCGAGUUCGAAACACCUCACUUGGUGAUCUUCAAAGACUGGCGCCUGACAAUGCUUCAGAUGACCUUUACAUUUUCGGUGGCUGUGUAUGUGGUCGUGAAGUCCUUACUGCUGUGGAGCGUGAUCAACUAUGAGGAGAUCGCUGCGGGCUUUAAUAGCUGGUGCUUCACCUCAUGGCAAUCCACCCCAAGUGGCCCUGAUUCGCCACACUGCCAGAGCAACAGCAGCUUUGACCUGGCGCCCCUGAAUCCGAUGGAACUGGGUGGCUUGGAGGCCUUCAACCAUAGCUGUCCCAGCGUCACCGGGGCAGGGAUCAUGCGGCAAGUGGGUGCUGAAGCCCAGAUUACUGUUUGGAAGCAACGCCGCCGCACCAGCUCUGGUUGCUCCAGUGCCACAAGCUCCAGCGCGGUCGAUGUGAACGGACGGCCUUGCGUCGAGAGCUUCUUCAUGAACGGUGUUGAAGACUUGCCUCUCUUCCUCAUCCACACGGUCUCUGCCACCGGCAUUGGCAUCACUCGCUCUUUGCUUCCGUGCAAAAUUGUGAGCCCAGAUGGCGUGAUCUUGGACUAUGCCAAUCCUGGAGAGAACAACAAUGGAUGGGCCUUUACACUAAGGAAGUUAUUGCAGUAUGCUGGCAAUGUCUCUCUGGACAAUCUGAACCAGGGCAAUGUGGUGGAAGUGGCACCUGGCACAUUAAUUCGCUUGCGGCAUACUGGCUUCAUUCUGACCUUACGCUUUCGUUAUUGGAACUACAAGAGCUGGCCAGAAGAAUACUGGGAUUAUCAAUCCUUUCCCUGGGAGUGGAGACCCAGUGAACCUCAAUGUUCCCUGGAGGUGGAACUGCAACCACAAGCCUGGGGCUUCGUUGGUGCGGAUGAAGAGCCAGAAGGCUCUGUCUUGAGGAGCGUGGCGCGGAUCCAGUUCGUGGGCAGUGGGCAAUUCGGCGAGCUCUCCUGGCUUCUAGUAGUCACCUCCCUGAUCGAAGCCUUUGUUUUGAUGGGAAUUGCAAGCUCAGUGACGCUGCAUGUGGCCAGAUGCCUCUACGGAGACAUGUUCCGGCAGGUCACAGAGACCUCUUAUGAAAAGGUCACGACCCAGGCGGACGCUGCGGCCCAAACGCGAAGUUCUCGCAUGAUGGGGCGAAACCGGACGAGCGCCUUUCAGCAGACCAAGCCCAAUUCUGGAAGCCAGUUGGACUUGACGAAUGCUCCCUUGCAGGAGGUGACCAUCAGCAACGGCCUGAGUCGCCGAACUUUGCACCUCCUUUGGCAUUUGGCGAAAGUGCCUGAUGUGCCGAAGUUCGAUGGUGAAACGUUGUUGCAGAGCUACUUGGAAUGCCGUUUCUUGGGUCUGAGCAAUGUGGAAGCGUUGACCACACUCGGAGGCAGCUCUCCUUUACAGCUCAUCCAAGCAGCCGAGCUUUGGAGCGAAGGCGAUCCGGAGGUCUCUGAAGAUCGAGUUGACAUUGAAUCGGGAACAUUGGUUCUACCGGUAUUGGAAGAUGCGAUGGCUUUGCUUCCGCCCGAUGACCAAGCGCAUUUGGUGCUGACAGAGCUGAGCAAGCGCUGGCGAUUGGAAGAAUUCGGAUUCCUACCGGAGUGUUGGGGACCGUUCCAGUUCUGGUCGACCUUCGUCUUCCCAUCGGGCCGACCAGGUCGAUCGACCAUCGGUCCGAUCCGGAUCCGUUCGAGAUCCCGUAGGCCAGUGCUGCGAGAUGCGGUGAGUCUCACAGGAGGUGAUGAUGGCAAGGAUGCGGAGAAUGUCACAGCGAAGAACCGAGCCUUGGGAUCCGAGAUUCAUCUGCAGCCAGCUGGGCAACACCUGCACGCGUUUCAGAGCGAGGGAGGUGCAGAGCUGAGGAACGAGGAACGGGUUGGCACGACCGUCACCAACACCAGCUCUGUUAGAUAUGGCACCCACUUCUUGCUGCCCGAUGGACUCCUCGACCAGUGCAACGAUUUUCGCUCUGGAGCCAAGCAUUUGGGCGACGAGGUGGACUCCAUGUCGGGCGGAACGAACAACCGCGCUGUGUGCAGCCGGGAUGGCACGAUGCGUUUCCAGCAGCACAGGGACGGCUUCUUCUACUGGAGGCCAGGUCAUGAGACAUGGACUGCGCAGCAAGUGGCGCAGGAGCCUCGUGUGGGCGACCAACGAGCUCGCUUUGAAGUGACUUGUGCGGGGCCGGCCACGAUUCUGGCGCUCCAGGUCCAAGAAGCGCGAAAGUCCCGGAUCGGGCUCGCUCUCGAGGACACCCCGGGGCACCGGCCCCUGGACGCGUGCUUCGCGGAGCUUCGAAAGACCUCCAGCCUGGAUGUGGGUCACAGCUCUCAGCUCGGCCUUUCUUCAUGUGUACCCUGUGAUCAGCACGAUGAGGGCGGCGUCAGCGAGGAGAGGAAGGCUUCGUCCGAUGUCCGCGGGCCAGGUGGGCCGAACUGGGCCGAACUGGGCUUCCACAUCCACAGCGUUGCUUUCUUUCCAUACAAGCUGGGCAAGUCCUUGAUUUAUGAGGAUCUGCUGGCCUCCUUCACGAAUCUCCGGUCGCUGAUCGAGGGGCCUCGCCAUGGGCUAGAGGAUGCCGAGGAGAUUCCACGGAACAAGGAGCCCAAAGCUCGAGCGGAGCUCUUCCUGGCCGUUGGAUUUGGAUCCCUUGUGGAGGAAGAAGAGGAGCGCGGAAUCGCUCACAUCAUCGAACAUCUUGGGUUCUCGGCCACCAAAGCCUACGAGAACCAUGCCAUUGUGAAGUUCUUGGAAUCCAUUGGUGCACCCUUCGGUGCAUGCCAAAAUGCGUAUACCAGUUUUGACCGUACUGUGUACACGCUUCAUGUGCCAACUGACAAGGAAGGCUUGGUGGAAGAAUCGUUGAAAGUCCUGCGGGAGUUUGCGUACUUCACGCGAAUCUCAGAGGAAGAUCUCGACAAAGAGCGUAAAGUGGUCCUUGAGGAGUGGCGCGAAAGCCGCAAUGCGCAGGGCCGUCUCAGCGAGCGUUACAUCCAGGCGCUUUGUGGAGCUGGCUGUCGUUGGUGCGAGCGCUUACCCAUUGGGAAAGAAGAGGUCAUUCGUGGCGUCUCCGCAGAGACUCUUCGAAAGUUUUAUCAGAAGUUUUACCAUCCGGCACAGAUGGCGAUCAUCGCGGUCGGCGACUUUGACGAGGAGAUGGUCCAGCAGAAGAUCAAGGAACUCUUCGACCUCGCGCCCAGCGAGAUCGACCCGUUACCCCGGCAGAGCGAGGCGCCUGGACGACCCAGGUAUGCGGUGCCGGACUCUGAGGGUGUGCGUGUGGCGAGCAGCACUGAUCCUGAACUCAGCUUUGCACAAAGCAUGGUGGACUGCAAGCGCCCCCGUCUUCCGGCGAAGACGGUGCGAGAUGUGCGGCGUCGCAUGACAGAGGACCUGUUCCAUCGCGCCUUAAGCAGCCGACUGCUGCGCUUGACGCUGCAGGGGCCCUUGGAAGGUGGCGCAAGGGACUUCUUCUCGGCCGCCACGGAGUCCUCGGAUCCGCUCCCCGCGCUGAAUAACCUAUGUGCAAGCUUGGCACCGCUCCCGGGACGAGUGCGCCCAGCGCUUCGCAGCAUGCUCAGGGAAUUGGAACGGCUCCGGCGCUUCGGCUUCCACCGUGCCGAAGUGCGCCGGGCGCAGCGCGCCAUGCUGGCCGAAUUCGAGGAGGACUACAUUGAGCGGGAGCAACGGCCCUCUGAGAGCUUUGCAGAGGAAUUCACAUCACUCUUCUUGGACGAGGACUGUGCUCCAGGUGUUGUCGAACGUGCACGCUUAGCGGCGCACUUAUUGCCAGGCAUCAGCCCUGAUGAGGUCUCCAGCGUGGCGAAGCUCUACGAUUUCACCAAGAACGUGGUGGUGAAAAUCGCCACUCCGCUGAUGUCGGUCCGAAGUCCAGCUUACACCUGUUGGAGCGUCAUGCAGGCCUGUAGACAAAUGAGCUUGCCAAGACCAUCCCUGGAUUUGCCAGGGGAGGAGGAGGUGGCACAGAUCAUGAAGAGUGUGACUUCCGAGCAGAUGGAGGCAUGGCCUCCUGAUGCGGAUGAUCCGGAAGAACGUCUUCGAAACCUCUUCGAGGGCUGCGCGGAGGAACUGCUCCCUCCCAGUCGCACCGGAACCUCCCGCGGUCGAGAGGUGCGUGCAGAAGGUGUUCCAAAGCCAUCACGGAAGGAGGAAGGCUCCAUGGAGGUUAGCGAAGAAGCCUUCGGCGAGGAAGUGAUCCUCCAGAAUGGACUUCGAAUCUUCCUCAAGGAGACGGACCUCUUCGACGAUGAGAUCCUGCUGAGGGGUCGACGUUGGGGCGGCCUUUCAGAAUUCCAGGAGAACGGUAUGUUUAGUGGAGGCAUCAGCUGCGAAGCCCAAGUGAACCAGAUGUGCGCCAUGAUGUUGGGCAUCUGUGGUUUGCCCGCCGAGUCGCUGCAGGAGUGCUUGGAGGGGAAGCGAGUGGAUCCCAACCCUCCAAGCAUGGAGGCCUACACCACAUCGAUGGAUGCAUCUUCCUCGCCUGCUGAUUUCGAGGUUCUUUUGAUGCUGGUGGCACUGCUCUUCGUGCGACCUGUGCCCAGUUCAGCCAGUGCAGGAAGGCUGAGCUUAGUGAAGUUGGGUCUCCUCGCGUGGCGUUUGGCCGAGGAUCGAGACCCUCAGAGUCAGUUUCGACGCCGUGUGCUGAGUGCUGUGAGCAGCAACCAUCCGUAUACUUGGUUGCCGAGUCUUUGGAGAAUUUUGCGAUUGAACUUCAAAACGGCUGCACAGAUCUUCAACGAGCGGGCCAGCCAACCACGUGAGUGGACCUUUGUUUUGACGGGCAAAUUGCCCAAGAAGGAGAAGCUAAUGACACUGCUGGAGACCUAUCUGGGCUCAAUCCCCAAUCGGGAUGGUUCGAACGAGAGAUGCGACGAUCUGACCAUGCGAGAAUCAGUGAAGUCACUGGAGAUUCAUUUUCCAACGAAGUCCGUCCAGGAAGACGUCCACCUUCGGAUGGUCGAACCCAAGGGGAGCACGGUGCUCUGCUUCCCGCUGCAGAUGUCCUCCAGUUCGUGUGCGGAUUCGCUCGAAAAAAUGCGCAGAAGAGCUGCUGGAGCUGAUGCAACUGCAGCUUUUGGUACGGCUGCUGGAGACACGCCUGGUCGAAGUGCUGCGUUUUCAGAGGGGCCAGGUCUACUCCGUGGCCGUCGGCAGUGA
Messenger RNA from Durusdinium trenchii, 6446 nucleotides. Lineage: Eukaryota; Dinophyceae; Suessiales; Symbiodiniaceae. The record is from the annotation of a GenBank genome assembly.